CUAGACUUGUACACUUCCCAUGAUUCACAUUAACAAAAUGAAGAGAUAAAGCUUUUGUUACAAUCUCCUUUUUUUUUAUGGCUCACUCAUCUUCACACCACAUAACUCCUAUAUAAAUCCCUAUGUUUCAUGAUAGAGAGACUGAGUUGAUACAUGACUAUGGAGAUAACAACGAACUUCUCUGUUUGGUUUAUUCUUAUGAUUUUCUUAGGAAUCUCUAUCAAUGAAGGUUUGUCUGAAGGACAACAACAUCUUAAAAAGAAGACACGUUCUUCUGCGGUUGUGGUCGGAACUGUCUACUGUGACACAUGUUUCAACAGCGCCUUUUCGAAAUCACCCAACCACUUGAUCCCAGGUGCUUUAGUUUCAGUGGAAUGUAUUGACGAGAACUCGAAACCGACUUUCAGACAAGAAGUGAAAACAGACGAACACGGCGAAUUCAAGGCAAAGCUACCGUUCUCUGUAAGCAAGCAUGUGAAGAAGAUCAAGAGAUGCUCAGUGACGUUGCUAAGCAGCUCGCAGCCUUACUGUUCCAUAGCUGCUUCCGCAACUUCUUCUUCUUCUCUCAGACGCCUUAAAAGACCUAGCAAACACGGAGAGAACACCCGUGUUUUCUCUGCAGGGUUCUUCACUCUCAAACCCGAGAACCAACCAGAGAUCUGUAGCCAGAAACCUAUCAAUCUCCGUGGAUCGAAACCUCUUUUACCGGAUCCUAGAUUCCCUCCACCGAUCCAAGAUCAGGUUCCAGAUAAUCCUAUUCCUAUUCUCCCAAUCCUUCCGGACUUGCCUCUACCUACGCUUCGUCCUCUUCUUCCAGGAUCACCGCAGAGAUCAGCUUCCUUGCGUAACAAGAAAUACGAUUCCUUGGAAGACAAGAAGACCCUCCUCCCCCCAAAUCCGCUAAACCCUCCAUCUAUCAUCCCUCCAAACCCGGUUACGCCUCUCCUCCCUCCAGUCCCGCUAGUUUCUUCUCCCCCAAGUCUUCCACCGCUAACGUUUCAACCACCUCCUUCCACGUUAGACCCUCCUACUCUUCAACCUGUUCCGGUCAUAACUCCACCUUCACCACCAUCACCACCUUCUUUCUCAGUUUCUCUCCCUCCCAUCUUCAUUGGAAUCCCUCCGGCUCCAUCUUCCUUUUCUAGUCACCAUCAACCCUAGUUCUACAUGGAAUCUAUAUGUAUCAUCUUUGUUAUUUUAUUCCCUCAGCAUUUUCACUUGUUGGUUUGUUGUAAUUUCAACAAAUAUUAUUACCAAGGACUUUUAUCUUAA
Raphanus sativus (radish) is the source of this 1272-nucleotide messenger RNA. Its product is annotated as proline-rich extensin-like protein EPR1. The record is from RefSeq and is a predicted model, not a curated record. The transcript is spliced from 2 exons. Lineage: Eukaryota; Viridiplantae; Streptophyta; Magnoliopsida; Brassicales; Brassicaceae. The coding region runs from base 154 to 1161 and encodes 335 amino acids.